Molecule: messenger RNA, 3542 nt
Organism: Fundulus heteroclitus (mummichog)
Lineage: Eukaryota; Metazoa; Chordata; Actinopteri; Cyprinodontiformes; Fundulidae
Exons: 21
Coding region: 10-3135 (1041 amino acids)
Biological process (GO): proteolysis; regulation of apoptotic process
Molecular function (GO): cysteine-type endopeptidase activity
Source: RefSeq, a predicted model, not a curated record
AUCUGCACCAUGGAUCACUGCAGAGACAGAGUCAAAAGUCUUCCCCUGUUUAAAGGCAAAAAGAUCAGAGCUCCAAGUGUGAAGAAACCUUCAAUAAGGCUGAAAGCAGAACCUGCUCCGGGCCAAGCGUCCUCAUGUCUGGCCUGGUGCCUGCCGGUCCGCGCUCCCAGACCGGACCCAGCUGAAUCUGAAUGUGUUGUUGAGCAAAAAGCUGCAGCUCGGAGUGAAGCUAAUGGAAUAACCAAGACCAUAUUGAAAAUGCCCAACAAGAAGAUGUCACAGGAAGACGAGGAGCGCUGGAGCGCCAUGUGUCCCCCUGGGGACAAGGACGCUGAGACAAAGGUUUGGCUGAAAGAGUGUCUGCAAAAGCUGGGAGACAGGGAGCUGCAGUACUUCCACCGCUACCUUCGGACCGCGGACAAGUCCAAGGACGGCUUCAAGCCGAUGAAAAAGAUCCGUCUGCAGGGUGCGGACAGACUGGACACCGUGGAGCUGAUGGUGCAGAUGUACCCCAAAAAGAUCAGAGUGGUCACAGAGAAGAUUCUGGAGAAAAUCACCACAAAUAAAGAAAAUGAUGUGCAGAACUGGCUCCUGGACACUUUGGACAAAAUGGACGACAAGGAGCUGAAGUACUUCCACUGGUUCCUGCAAACUGCAGACGAGUCCAAGGACGGCUUCAAGCCCAUCCAACAAAAGGAGCUGCAGGACGCGGACAGACUGGACACAGCAGAUCUGAUGGUGCAGACGUACACCACCAACACCAAGGAGGUCACCAAGACCAUCCAGAAGAAGAUCAAGAGCAGUAAAGGCAAAGGUUUACCUGAAGCUGAGAAGCAGAUGAAGAUAUCUUCUCCAGCGGCUGCUGAAGAGGAAGAGCUCUCCAAGAUGCUGGACCAGUUUGUCAAGAAAGCUCCAAAGGAAACCCUGACCCAGCUCUCAGAGGCUCUGGUAGCUGAUGGAGUGCUGAAGUCCUCUGAGAAGGAAAACAUCCUGCAGAAGAACCACACCAGAGCCAACAAAGCCAGCUGCCUUGCUGACACCGUCAUGGCUAAAGGAACCGGGGCCUGCAAGAAGAUGAUUGAUCACCUGCAGACAGUGGAUGCUCCACUUUCCUCCAAGCUGGGGUUGCUCUCUGGGCCGUCUGCCCAGCAAGAUUGCUGUUCACCAGAACCCGACUCGGAACCAUCAUCUGAACCAAAAGCUGGUGGCCUGAAAAGUAUAUUUGGUUUCAGUCCUUCAAAAGGCUCCUCUGCCAAUCAAAAAGCUGAAGGGAGUCGAGACGAAUCCUGGCACCAGAUCUGCCCAGAAGGGGACAGUGAUGCUGACAUAAAGGAGUGGCUGAAGGAAUCUCUGGAAGACCUGGACAGCAGGGAGAUGAAGUACUUCCACUGGUUCCUGCAAACUGCAGACAAGAACAAGGACGGCUUCAAGCCCAUCAAGAAGAGCCGCCUGGAGCACGCAGACCGACUGGACACGGUGGACCUGAUGGUGCAGAUGUACACCACUAACACCAGGGAGGUGGCAGACAAGAUCUUCAGGAAGAUCAAGAAAAACAUAGGACAUGCUUUUAAAAACUGGCUUCUGGACAUUUUGGAAGAGCUGGACGACCGGGAGCUGAAGUACUUCCACUGGUUCCUGCAAGCAGGAGACAAAUCCAAGGACGGCUUCAAAGCCAUCAAGAAGAGCCGUCUGGAGGGUGCAGACAGGCUGGACACGGUGGACCUGAUGGUGCAGACCUACGCCGCCAAGACCAAGGAGGUCACCAAGAAGAUUAUGGAGAAAAUUGAGAGCAACAAAGACAAAGUUAUUCCUGAAGUCGACCAACAGAGUGAGCUGUCGUCUACUGCUGCGGAAGAAAAAGUGCUCACCAGGAUGCUGAAUGACUUUGUGGAGAAAGUACCAAAGGAGACCUUCAACCUGCUCGUGGAGGCUCUGAUAGGUUCAAACGCCCUGAAGUCGUCAGAAAAGGAGGAAAUCCUGCAGAAUCACACCAGGGUAAACAUGGCCAGCUGCUUUGUUGACAUCGUGAUGGAGAAAGGAGCCGACGCCUCCAAGGAGGUGAUCACCUGUCUUCGAACCAUCAACCCUAAACUGUCCACUGAGCUGAGCACACCUUCUAGUCCAGAUAACAAGGUGAAGAAGAAUCCCUUUUCUGGACUGAGGAUUAAGAGGUUGUUGUCGGAGGAGCAGGAGGAAAGCUGGCACCAGAUUUGUCCUCCGUGGGACAAGGACGCUGAGUUAAAGCACUGGUUGAAGAACACUUUGGAAAAUUUACGAAACAAGGAUGUGAAAUAUUUCCGCUGGUACCUGCGGACCGCAGACGAGUCCAAAGACGGCUUCAAACCGAUCCGAAGGUGCCGGCUGAAGUAUGCGGACCGACUGGACAUCUUGGAUCUGCUGCUGCAGAUGUACCCGACAAAGACCAAAGAGGUGACAGAGAAGAUACUGGAGAAGAUCAAUAGCAAUAAAGCACAGCAAUGGAUCCUGGACUUUUUCGAAGAGUUGGGGGACAAGGAGCUGAAAUACUGCCAGAUGUUGCUGCAGAGCAGAGACAAGUUGAAGGGUGGCAUCAAGUCCCUGAAGAGGGUUCCUGUGGAGGACGGAGAGAAGGUGGACGCAGCAGACGUGAUGAUGCAGAUGUACAACUCAGAUAGCCGGGAGGAGGUGGAGAAAGUCCUGAACGAGCUGAAGGAGAGCACAGAGGAGGCUUUAUCUGAAGCAGACCAGAGUAAUCCACUGUCUUCACCUGCAGCAGCAGCCGCAGCAGAGAAGGGAAUGAAGAACAUGCUCCUGGACUUCAUCAGGAAGGUCUCCAAGGAGACCCUGGAGCAGGUCCUGGAGGCCCUGGUGGCGGAGAAGGUGCUGUCCUCCUCAGAGAGGAAAGCUGUCGUUGAGAAGAACCACACCAGGGUGAACAAGGCCAGCUGCCUGGUGGACCUCAUGUUUGAGAGGGGAUCUGAAGACUGCCAGAAGGUCCUGCACCAUCUGCAAAGCAUCGACCCAGCUCUUCACUCUGACCUGAGGAUCUCUCAGCAAGCGCUCUUCAAACGUAUCCGAGCCCGGCUGAACAACGGGAAAGCAAAGGAUGGAGAAGAGGAGGAGGAAGAGGAGGAGGAGGACGGAGCAGAAGAAUGAGGAGGAGCACUAAGAGGCCCAGUCAUAGUUGCAGCAGCCAGUGGAAAAAAGCCAUCUUAUGUAUAUGUAUAGUUAUUUUUACUAAAGUUACGAGGUCUAGAUUUAUCCCAGCAUCCGGUGUAAGAACCUUGGGGUUCUCCAGGGUUCCUCAGGUCUCAUAGUUAGUGGUCGUCUAGAUGAUUUGUCCUGGUUGGAUUCUAAAAAUGUGCCUGUGAAAGAGGUUUAGACUUCAUUCUGUGUAAAUAAUCCACCUAAAGACCUUAAGCCAGCUGAUUGGUUCUCGUUUAAACGUCGGCUGUGUUCUAGAAUAAAUACCACUGUUUUACUGCUGGUGGUUUCGGGUCCUUUCUGUAUCGCUGUUUCUGUAACGGAGCUUGUUGUUGCUGUAAUAAAACAAUAAAUCUAAA